CCGAGUAUCUGUGGUCAAGAGUGAUAGCAGACGGUACGAGCUGGGAAAUUGUGAGAGGCGUGUUUAGACCUUACGGCCAGAAAUAUUGCUCUCACUCUUCUGUAUCCACAUGAAGACACUCAACAUAUUCUUCCUUUUCAAUCCUGUGUUGCUGUUAUGGGGAUUUUUCUUCAGUGUUGUCGAAACGAGGGCGAAAGUGCAUCGUUCAAGUGAACACCGAGUGUCUCGUCACGAUACUUCCGGCUCAGUUCUUUAUCAAGAAGGUCGGACAAGCGUAGUCUACACAUUAUCAGGAAACGACCACAACGCCCCUUGCGUUUUUCCAUUUUACUACGACGGUAAGAACUACACAUCAUGCACCUACAAGGACUGCAAACAUAACCUGCCUUGGUGCGCAACAACCAACAACUACGACAGAGAUAAGAAGUGGGGUCACUGUCAGACAGACAAGGACGUAACCGAUUGCAUUGACCUUCACAGUCGUUGCGGAACUUGGGCGAUGGAUGGCGAAUGUGUAGUCAAUGCCCCGUACAUGUGUAAAAAGUGCCCACGAUCUUGCGGCUUGUGCACCCAUGGAGGAAAUGGGCGAGGAAAACCUUGUAAAUUUCCGUUUUUAUUUAAAAACAGACUCGUGUAUAACUGUCUACGCUUUAAUAAAAAAGCAUGGUGUGCGACAACAACUGACUACAACAAGGACAAGAGAUGGGGCUACUGUUUUCCUAAAUUAUAUCGUGAUAUAAGAGAAGUGAACGAGAAAUUUUUUCAUUGGGGAGAGUGUGACGAUCUAAAUGAUGAUUGUCGACAAUGGGCAAAGCAAGGAUUAUGUCAAAAGGAUCCUGAAGAAAUGAAAGAAACGUGUCCAUGGAGUUGCCACAAGUGUGCGCCUAUGAAGUUAGUAACCCUGAAAGGAUGCCAAGAUUACAGCUCAGCGUGUGCAGAAUGGGCCAGAAGAGGAGAUUGUGAAGAUAACACGGUGUUCAUGUUUGCCUUCUGUCGUUGGUCUUGUAAACAAUGCGCCAAAUCAACAAUUGAGAAGACAGUACGUGAUAGAAUGCCAAGAGGAUGCAGAUCGUGGGUGCGGAAUGGUGAUUGUUACCUUCACCAAGAGUUUAUGUUGCAAAACUGUAGGGAGUCUUGUAUGGCAGGGGGAUAUAAAAACGGACGCAUGUGCUUAGAUGAGGUGGCAGAUUGCCAUAACUUAGCUAGAGAAGGACUUUGCAAAAGCCGAAGUGCUAUGGGUAUUAUGAGAAAAUACUGCAAAUACAGCUGCGGAUGGUGUUCUUAAAAUGUACAGAAAUUAUGUCAAAAGCUGCUCCAAAAGGCCAAAAAGUAAUUUAAAACAGUGCGUGUGGUUAAAAGCCAAUCCCUUUUGCUUGUCUACAAUAUUUCUUAGGUAUCAGUCUCUUUACUGCGGGAGACCUGGGAACCGGAGAGCUGGCUUACAGUAACUUAGGUCGUAUUCUAUCGAUAUUAGCCGUUUUAUGGUCUUUCGGUUGGUUCCCUCAUUUUGGUUUUCAAUUUUCCAACAGGGAAAAACCGUUUUAAGUGGAUUUGGUUGAUCA
Pocillopora verrucosa is the source of this 1562-nucleotide messenger RNA. RefSeq names its product fibronectin. Gene Ontology annotation, biological process: sperm capacitation. Gene Ontology annotation, molecular function: heparin binding. Gene Ontology annotation, cellular component: cell surface. The record is from RefSeq and is a predicted model, not a curated record. Lineage: Eukaryota; Metazoa; Cnidaria; Anthozoa; Scleractinia; Pocilloporidae.